AUGAGAGAGGUGGAGCCCAAGGACCAGCCGCUCACGGUAGCGCUUCGGAUCCGCCCGCUCAGUGACACAGAACUGGAGGAAGGGGCCGCCGUCAUCGCCCACAAGGUGGGGGACCAGACGGUGGUGCUCAUGGGCCCCAGCGAAGAUCCCGAGGACACGCUGCGCACACACCGGUCGCGGGAGAAGACCUUCAUCUUCGACGCUGUUCUGGACCAGCAUGCGUCACAGGAAGAUGUGUAUCAUGCCACCACCCAGCACCUUGUGGAAGGUGUCGUGUCUGGGUACAACGUGACCGUGUUUGCCUAUGGCCCUUCAGGCGCGGGGAAGACCUACACCAUGCUGGGCAUGGACGCGGAGCCCGGCAUCUACCUGCGGACCCUCACCGACCUCUUCCAGGCCAUUGAGGAGACCCGCGACCAUGCGGACUGCAGCGUGUCCAUGUCUUACCUGGAGAUUUAUAACGAAGUGAUCCGGGAUCUCCUGAACCCAUCCUCGGGGUUCUUGGACCUGAGGGAGGAUUCUCGGGGCAACAUCCAGAUCGCAGGCAUCAUGGAGGUCUCCACCUCGAACGCCCAGGAGAUCAUGCAGCUCCUCACCAAAGGCAACCGGCAGCGCACGCAGGAGCCCACGGCCGCCAACAAGACGUCCUCUCGCUCCCAUGCAGUGCUACAGGUCACUGUGCGCCGGCGGAGCCGCGGGGCAGACUCACUGGAGGAAGUGCGCGUCGGGAGGCUCUUCAUGGUGGACCUGGCAGGCUCGGAGCGGGCGUCACAGACCCAGAACCGCGGCAAGAGGAUGAAGGAGGGCGCCCACAUCAACCGCUCCCUGCUGGCUCUGGGCAACUGCAUCAGCGCACUCAGCGAGAAAGGCGGCAGCCGGGCGCAGUAUGUGAACUUCCGGGACAGCAAGCUCACAAGACUGCUGAAGGAUGCCCUGGGGGGGAACAGCCGCACAGUGAUGAUCACGCACAUCAGCCCGGCCAGCACGUCCUUCGAGGAGUCUCGGACCACCCUGCUGUACGCCUACAGGGCCAAGAACAUCAAGACGCGGGUGAAGCGUAACCUGCUGAACGCGUCCUCCCGUAUUGCGCAGUACACGGACGUCAUCUCUGAUCUGCGCCGGGAGAUCGAGCGCCUCAAGUCCAAAACUGAGACUCAGGAGGAGGAGAGGAGAGGCGACCCCGGUACCCGGGAUGCACAAGUCAUGAUCCCUGCCGAUGAUGGAGAGGAGGAUAGCCGCCUGCAGAUGAACAAGAUCCGGGCUCAGCUCAUCGGGGCCUUCAAGGAGCAGCUGGAGAUGCGGCGCAGCCUGGUGGAGCUGGAGAACACCAACAUCGAGCUGCACGUUGACGUGUCCCGCCACCUGUUGACCAUUGCAGACUGGGAGCGGGAGAAGACCCACGAGCAUGUGCACAGGGACAGGACACCAGAGAGGGACGAGGAGCCAGCAGAGGCCGACGUGGAUGGGGACGAGGGCGAGUCCUCGGAACCACAUGAGGUGGCUCUGGCCAGAGAGGAGGUCAACAUGCUUUUGGCUGAGCAGCGGAAGACCGCGGCCCUCAAGGCCGGGCUGGAGCGGCGGCUGGCCAAUGCCAAGAGGAAGGUGUCACAGCUGGAGAAGCUGCUGCCCACGCAGGCGGUCAGCGAGGACCAGCGGGAGGUGCUGCGGCUGCUGUGCCGGGCGCAUGAGCUGGAGGUGGAGAACACAGAGCUGCGGGCCGACAAGCUCUGCCGGGGAAGCCUGCUGCGUCAGAAGGACCUGGUGAUCCAGCGCCACCAUCAGCACCGGCUGCUGUGCGAGCGGCUCAUCCAGGACCUGUGGCAGCUGGUGCAGGGUGGUGGUGUCGCGGUGCCGGAGGCCCUGGACCGGCGCUUCCGCCUGUACUUGCGGGAGCUGGGCGUGGGCUCGCUGAACCACCUGAUGCUGCUGCACUCGGUCCUGUCCAGCUCCCUGCAGGAUGGCUCAGCUCUGAACAUAUCCCCCCCGCCGCCGGAGGAGGCCAGCCAAGACCAGCCCGACGACAGGAAGGAUCUCCCGUGGGGUGCCCAGUUUGAGCUGCCGCUAAUGCUGCUGGAGACGGACAGCAGUGGCUACAGGUCCUUGGAAGCCACACCAUCGAGAAUGCUGGACAAGCAAGAUUCUCUUCUCCCUCCACUAUCCCUCCGUGUCCUGUUGACUCCUCCAGCUCACGAGCCAUUGAACUCCCUGAGUGUGAAGAAUUUGGUCUCCAAGCUCUGCUCCAUGACCAGCCCAGAACUGGGCACCUCACGGGCAGCAGCAGAGGCCAGCAGCCCGGCCCUGAGUGCCCAGGCCCUCGAGGACAUGGCCGCGAGCACCAAAAGCAUCGCUCUCAUCGCAGCUGCCCGGCGUUUCAAGGCACAGGACCGUGGUUGGGGCAGCGGCCACUCCUCCCUCCACCUUCCGGAGGAAGUGGCCCUGGACUCCAAGGACCCAAAGGCCAGUGUCACCCCAGCCCCGAGCCCAGCAGACUGGAGGUGUCCUCUUGCCAGCCCGGGCAGGGACCACUCUGUGGAGAGGAAGGCCAGGAGGAAGCGGUCACCAUCCCUCACCUGGAGUGUGCAGCCGGUGCUGGACCCUGCCGCUGACAGCCAGCCGCCCCCAGCACUCCCACAGCUGACAAAGUCGUCUGGGAAGAGCUUCUUCCCCACCAUCCCCACAGCCUCCAAGAUAAAACCCAGUCUUAGCAUCCACGCAGAUGAGAAGAGGCCCCCAGUGCCCGAGGUCAGCUUCACCUUCCCCAGUGCCACGUGGCAGAGCAGCCCAGGCCCAAGCAAGGCCCCGCUCCGGCCCCGGGACAUCCGAGAGGACACCAUGGCCAGCGGCCAGGAGCCAGUGUGUAGGCCGCGAACCCAGGAACCGAGGCCCUAAGGUCGCAUCAGGAUAGAAGAGUCUGGGAAACCUGGAGCACCGUCCACGGAGCGCCAGGACGUCACCUUCUCUGGCUCUCUUUCGGCACUUCUGUGGCUUUCUUUCAGUCCACUGCCCGCAUGACGGGCUCUCAGGGGCACCCCGUGUGGGGGCCGUGGGGACUGGAGCCGCCUCCCUAGCAGCAGGAUCCCCGCCGGCUGGGGCAUCCAGUGGAAGCAAGGGCCUCUGGGAAGCCACUUGUAGCACUUUGGGGCUCAGGGCCGAAAGGAGGUGGUGGGGGGGCCUUGCAGCCCACCUGGGAAGUGGGCUGUCUUGGACGCAUGGGUGCCCAGCACAGGGGGACAGCUCUCAUGUGUUAUACAAACGCCACAGCUGGACACCACAGCCUGCCUCCCCUCUCGUCGUAAGACCCACUGUCAAGGAAGACCUGCAGGGGACUUGUCCUUCCUGGGCCUUCUGGAGGAGUGUGUGGAGGGGAGGUCGGUCCCACAUAAUCUUUGGGGGCUCUGCUGCCUGCUGUGAGCAGACCUGCUGGGGACACCCUCUGAUGCCCACCUCCCCUUCCCUAGGGGGCAAUGCUGAGCCUGGAGGCAGAGAUAACUCCUUCUUUCCCACCCUGGCCCCAGAUCCUGGGUAGGGCAAAAAUUGCUGGUUGCCCCCCAUUUCUACUUGCUUUCUUCUGGGAUAAUAGAACCCCUGAUUUUUAGCUAGUUACAUGGCUUCCCAAAUAAGGACUGGAUGUUCCACCCUCCUUUGCAGCUGCAUAUGGCUGCGUGACUAAGUUCUUACAGAUGGGGUACAAGCCAGAAGCAGCUGCUUCCAGGAAAUUUGAGCACAAAGGAUCAUUAGCACGUUCUUCAUGCUUCUUGCCUUCUUUACUUCCUCAGUCCUACUACCUGGAAUUUGCAUGUGAUGGCUGGAACUCUAGACACCAUUUUGAGGCCUUGA
This is a messenger RNA of Lutra lutra (Eurasian river otter), 3837 nucleotides long. RefSeq names its product kinesin-like protein KIF19. Bases 1 to 2889 code for a protein of 962 amino acids. NCBI's taxonomy places the organism in Eukaryota, Metazoa, Chordata, Mammalia, Carnivora, Mustelidae. The transcript is spliced from 20 exons. Gene Ontology annotation, molecular function: ATP binding; microtubule motor activity; microtubule binding. The record is from RefSeq and is a predicted model, not a curated record. Gene Ontology annotation, biological process: microtubule-based movement.